AUGACUUCUGAUUCAGGUGUCAUGCUGGCUGCUGAUCACCAAAUGGAGGAGACCUCAAUUGAAGUUUUCAAUGCCAUCUGGGCGGGACGAGACGCAUCGACCAGCGAAGAUGAGCAGGUGUAUCAUGAUGUGAUCAAACACUCUCCUUCUCCUUCUUUAAAGAAGGACCGCAGAUCUCCGGAGUACCUUCGUCAGAAAGCCGAACGCCAACUCUAUACUCUUGAGAAUAUUCUGGUUUUCAAGCGACAGUCGGAAGCUGCCUCAUUGAAUUCCAAUCCCCACCACGACGGGUCAUUCUUCGCUGCCGCGAACUCGCCUUCACCUUCCCGCGUGGAUCGUGAGGUCCGACACAUCAUCGAAGCGCUCGAGAAGCAGAGGCAACUCGAAAGCAAUCGAACCCAAGGCUGUGCUCUUGCAACAUUGUCUCAAGGGAGAAUCUCCCCCUCAGCUCCGUGCCUCACCGUAGGUUCAAUCUAUCACAAAUUAUACCACCGCUUUCUCGCACGCAGAAUCAUCAAGCAAACCCAAACCAUGCAUAACCGUCGUACUUUUAUUACUUUAAAUAUGGAUGAAACUAUUGAAGAUGAUAACACCGGCGAUGAAUGGAUCUCGGAAACAUGCGUCGAGAAAGCUCAUCGAAUUCUGCAGCCGUUGGGCAUUGAGAUGUCGCAUACACCACUCACAUGGAAAGAGCAUCAAUUCAUCUGGAACAAUCCGCUGGGUAGAUAUGGUUGCUUCCGACCGAGCUAUUUGAGGUGGAGCUGGACCGCGGUUGAGGAGUGCGAAAGUCAUCCAAACGUACUUUCCAUGUUUUGCUGUGGGCCAAACCCUUUUCGUGCAGUUGGGAUGGAAAUCUGGAACACUAGCCGUUGGCCGACCAUUUUGAAAUGGGCUGGAUCUUUUGAGGCCUAUAUUAGAAUCCUCCCUCUUAGAAAAUUUUGGAACUUCUCCCCAUCUUUCAACAUCACGAUCAGUCAAGACCACAAGAGAACAUCACUUCCCAGCGUUCCCGCGACCUUCAUUCGUUGGACUUUACUCAUCAGAGCUCCGAUAGUUCAAUCUUCCAAACCAACACCGAUUAAUCAGCAAUAUAUUUCAGUCAUGGAGCAACCAGCAACCAUUACACCCUUUAAGGGUCCUAGCUGGGCUGACAUGAUGGACGAGGAGGACGAGGAGAUCGAGAGAAUGCGUGACCAGCCCGCAACUACCACACCCUUUAAAGGUCCUACCUCGGCCGACGAAAUGGACGAGGAAAACGAGAAGGGUGCUCUUCCUGAGUUUAGCCCCGGAAAGGAAGUCACUUCAGUUCAGAGUGAUCUUCAGCAGACAGUCAUUGUACCAGCUGAAGGCAGUUCAAUGAAGAAGCCGAAGGUGACCAUCCAACGCCGCCCUAAUAUGAAGAACCAGAAGUCUUGCAGAGCAAAGGCGAAGCCAGCUGCGCAGGCCGCUCCAAUUCAAUCAACCAGCGCUGUUGGUACAAAUGACACAGUCUAUCAACGAGGCGGCCGUGAAAAGGUUGUCAAAUCCGAAUCUCCAGGGCUGCAGACUACUUUAUCUCAAUCUACCAUUACCACUGGUAAAUUGAUCACAAGCGAUCAAGAGGAUGACUGUGGAGAAGAUGCGAAGUCCGAAACACCCGAAAUGGAUAUUGCCUCAUCUCAAUCUACCAUUGCCACUGGUACAUUGAGCACAGGUGCUCAAGAAGGCGGCAGUGAAGUCGCUCGGUCGGAGUCCCCAGCAUCACAGACUGCUCCAUUUCAUUCUACUAGCGUCGCUGGUACAUUCAGCACAGAACUUCAAGCUGUUAUUGAAGGAUUCGCUCAAUUAAAGUUCCUUAUCUCUGACGACAGCUCAUAUUAUACCGCGAGCGAAGGUUACUUCACUCCCUUGGGAAGCCCUAUGCGGAGCCCGCCAGCGACAGAUGAUGACACACAACGAGUUGGGGACAUUGACGCAAUGGUACGCGGCAUGCUUACGCAAUCUUUUAAAUCAGAUGAGAAAUGCUACGAUAGCGCUCGAGAUGGACCCCUUGGGAUGUGGAUUGGGAAGAAAUUGGGCGAUUCAAAGAAUGCCACCAAGCUAGGAAAGGAAGAAAGAAAGGUUGAGCCGAAGGUUCCGAGAACCGUUCCUCUGGUUGCCGUUCCAAAAUUGGAACACAUCCUCAAGAAAAGACGUUCUCAGAUUCAACCUUCUCGCUCCUAA
Hyaloscypha bicolor E is the source of this 2202-nucleotide messenger RNA. RefSeq lists its product as uncharacterized. The transcript is spliced from 6 exons. The record is from RefSeq and is a predicted model, not a curated record. Bases 1 to 2202 code for a protein of 733 amino acids. NCBI's taxonomy places the organism in Eukaryota, Fungi, Ascomycota, Leotiomycetes, Helotiales, Hyaloscyphaceae.